AUGACAGUCGACCCAAAGGAAUCACGGCGGCCCAUGCCGGGGCUGUUGCCUUUGUUCACUGCCGCCAUUGAUGCAGUAGGCACAUGUCCGUUCCCGAGAGAAGAAGUGCUGGUCAAUAUCUGCAUCGACGAAAAGGCUUUUGAAAGAGAACCUCCCCUGGCGCCUAGCAACUCAUUCCAGGUCAUGCGGAGCCAGCCAAACACGCUGCUAAAAUACGUUGAUUCGAAGUUCAGAAUGACCACUAUCCAUAGACUGGCCAUGCUAUAUCUGAAUGACGUUGUACUCCGAGUCCCGAAAAAGACGGUGGAUUGGAACUCGGAUCCCGGCCAGGACCUAUCAGAGUCCAUCAGUACUGAAAUCGCAAUCCUCAAGAAUGAGCAUCUUCGGAAACACGAGAACAUCAUCGACAUGGUUGGUAUCUGCUGGAGUGUAUACAGCGACCGCAUUGUGAUGCCUGUUCUUGUGCUGGAGACGGCCCAAGGCGGCGAUUUAUGGAGAUAUCUUCAGAGUUCGACGGAGCUCGAUGCGAGGGACAAACUGCGUCUAGCCAUCCAUUGCUAUCAAGGCUUACUUGCUCUUCACACUGUCGGUGUCAUCCACGCAGACCUGAAGCCAGAAAAUAUCCUGGUGUUCAUCGACGAACAAGGCAGACCAUGCGCAAAGCUUACCGAUUUUGGCUGCUCCCUUCUUGUUUCCAACCUACACGGACCAACCAAGCUCGAAUCAGGAACUCCUUUGUGGCAAAGUCCCAAAGUCUUGGAGUCCCUCGGCCAUCAAGGUCUCCGUCAAGCUGAUAUCUAUUCUUUGACGCUUGUCGCAUCACUUCUAUUAGUUGGGCCUUUCAUGUAUACGGUGCUUAAAGAGGCGCACGAGUCAGAUGAUGGCAAAGAGUCACUGCAUAAACUCAAAUCUGAGGAUGGGUCUCUCGCAAGCUUUAUCAGAAUGCAGAAGGAUACUAAUGACUCGUCGGGCGCACGUGUCUUCACAGACGAGACAUCAGGUCUCAUCUCUGAGUUCUUCGAUUUCAUGCUCUCCAACGAGGAUGAGCUUCAAAUUGGAGCCGCAUUACCCGUCAAGCUACUGAGGACUAUGCUUCACCAUGAGAUUACAUCUGCCACUAAACACAAUGUCCAAGUCUUUGAGACUUUGGAUAGGCUUGAAGAAAACGCCUAUCUCAGCCCUGGUAAGCGCCCCGCCGUCUCUAAAUCAGUAGUAAAGAUUUCUAACUCAACACAGGUAACAGUGUAUCAUUUGGUGAAGCUGAGAACGUAA
Fusarium oxysporum Fo47 is the source of this 1272-nucleotide messenger RNA. Its product is annotated as kinase-like domain-containing protein. The record is from RefSeq and is a predicted model, not a curated record. NCBI's taxonomy places the organism in Eukaryota, Fungi, Ascomycota, Sordariomycetes, Hypocreales, Nectriaceae. The transcript has a single exon. Bases 1 to 1272 code for a protein of 423 amino acids. Gene Ontology annotation, biological process: peptidyl-serine phosphorylation; peptidyl-threonine phosphorylation. Gene Ontology annotation, molecular function: protein serine/threonine kinase activity; ATP binding.